AUGAAUGAUGAAAAUGUUAGGAGAAAAGUUUGUAGAACGUUGCAACAUGUGGGAGGAUGUAAUAUUUAUAUAAGAAGAAUAUAUAGGUCAUUAAUAACUUUAAAACCAAGAGGAUUUAUUAUAGCAAUAAUAUAUAUUAUAUAUAUAAAUGUAUUAUGUAUUAGUGAGGAGAAAAACAUAUGGAAGUUUGCAUUACAUAGAAAAUAUUCAAAAAUAUUAUGUGAAUGGUAUACAACUAAUAGAGUUUAUUUUAGGAGUAAGAACGAUAUAUCAAAUUAUUCUGGUAAUAAUAAUAAUAUAUAUGUAUAUAAAGAUCUACAUAUAGGUAAUUUUGAAGAUGUUGAUGAUUUUGAAGAUGAAGAUGAUUUUGAUUAUGAAGUUAUUGUUGAAGAUGAUGAUGAUUAUGAAGAUGAAAUUAAUUUUGCAAAUGAAAAUAUUUUAAAUAUUUAUUACAAUUCAAAAAAAAAAGACAAAAUUGACGGUAAAAAUAAAUUUUAUGCUGAAGAUAAUUUUGAACGUGAAAGUGAUUUUCAUAAGUAUGACACGUCUGAAGGUAGUAAAAUAAAAGUAGAAAAUGAAGAUAAUAAUAUAAAUGAGGUGAAUAAUUUUAAAUUGUUUAGUGAAUAUAAGAAAGUAUGUGAUAAUAAUGGUAAUAUAAAAAAAGAAGAAGUAAUUUUAGAUUUUGAUAAGUAUUAUAAAAAUAAUAGAUUACAUAUAUCAAAUGAUAAAGAUUUAAUGGAAUAUAUAAAAAAUAAUUAUGGUAAAAUGACUAUUGAUGAUAUAUAUGUUAUAUAUUUUUAUGUACAUGAAAAUGAAAGAAAAAAAUAUAUGAACAUGGAAUGUCAACUAUGUGUCUUUUGUGAACAAUUAGCAAAUAAAUAUAAUAUAGAAUAUGAUUAUAUGUUAAAAACAUGGCAAAAAGCUUAUAAUGAUGUUCAUGGAUUUUUUUUGAAUAAAGAAAAAGGAUUUUAUAAGAAAAUUCGAAAAAUUAAAGAUGGUAAAUCUCAUAAUUUAUUACUCUCUAUAAAUUCAUUAAAAGAAAAAUGGAAAGAAUUCAGGGAUAUAAUGAAUAACAUAUGGAGAGAAAAUUUUUCAGAUAAAUUCAGGAGUCAUUCUAAAAAAUAUUUGAAAAAAAAGUAUGAUAUUAAUACAAAAGGUUCAUAA
Messenger RNA from Plasmodium adleri (nom. inval.), 1164 nucleotides. Its product is annotated as Plasmodium exported protein (PHISTc), unknown function. The record is from RefSeq and is a predicted model, not a curated record. Bases 1 to 1164 code for a protein of 387 amino acids. NCBI's taxonomy places the organism in Eukaryota, Apicomplexa, Aconoidasida, Haemosporida, Plasmodiidae. The transcript has 2 exons.